Molecule: messenger RNA, 432 nt
Organism: Rattus rattus (black rat)
Lineage: Eukaryota; Metazoa; Chordata; Mammalia; Rodentia; Muridae
Product: keratin-associated protein 19-2-like
Exons: 1
Coding region: 1-432 (143 amino acids)
Source: RefSeq, a predicted model, not a curated record
AUGAGCAGCGGCUACUUUGGAGGCCUGGGCUGUGGUUUUAACAGCAUCCGCAGACUGGGCUGUGGCUCUGGCUUCGGAGGCUAUGGCUCUGGCUCUGGCUUUGGAGGCCACAGAUACGGCUCUGGCUUUGGAGGCCACGGAUAUGGCUCUGGCUUCAGAGGCUCUGGCUUCAGAGGCUAUGGAUACGGCUCUGGCUCUGGCUUCGGAGGCUACGGAUAUGGCUCUGGCUUCAGAGGCUAUGGAUAUGGCUCUGGCUUUGGAGGCCAUGGAUAUGGCUCUGGCUUUGGAGGCUACGGAUAUGGCUCUGGCUUCAGAGGCUAUGGAUAUGGCUCUGGCUUCGGAGGCCACGGAUAUGGCUCUGGCUUCGGAGGCCACGGAUAUGGCUCUGGCUUCGGAGGCUACGGAUAUGGCUCUGGCUUCGGAGGCUACUGA